AUGACCGACGCGGUGCUGGGCGGCUCCUCUGACCGGUGGAUGUGCCCCAGUGACAGAACCAUGUCCCUCCGAGCCAGCAGUGAGAAGGAGCAGCUCCCGGCGGGCUGGGCAGCACAGCCCGAGCGGCAGCGCAAGGGCGAGGAGCUGACGGACGAGGAGAAGGAAAUCAUCAACCGGGUGAUCGCCCGCGCAGAGAAGAUGGAGGAGAUGGAGCAGGAGCGCAUCGGGCGCCUGAUGACCCGGCUGGAGGACAUGCGCCGCAGCGUGCUGGGGGACGGCGUGAACCGCUGCAUCCUCUGCGGGGAGCAGCUGGGGACGAGGGGACAAGCCUGUGUCGUCUGUGAGGACUGCAAGAAGAACGUGUGCACCAAGUGCGGGGUGCAGACCACCAACAACCGGCCCCAGGCCAUCUGGCUCUGCAAGAUCUGCAGCGAGCAGCGGGAGGUGUGGAAACGCUCCGGUGCCUGGUUCUUCAAGGGUUUGCCCAAGCAGAUGCUGCCGCAGCAGAUGCCCAUCAGCAAGAAGGGUCCCCAAACCCCGAGCGAGCCCCGCCCGGCCGAACCGCCCGCCCCGGACCCCAAAAUCUCCUCCCGGGCACCCACCCGAGGCCAGGCGGAUGCCGAGGACACCGAGGGCACCGACGGCACAGCGGCCGCCCGGGGGAGCCGCAAAGCGGCCGAGGCCCGGCCGGGUCCGUGUGGCAGCGAGGACACCGCUGGGGACAGCGACAAUCGGGACUACGCUGCCGACAGCGGGGUCAGCAGGAGCCCCGGCGUGAAAAGAACCAAUUCCAUGCAAGGCCAGCGGCCACCCCCGCCGGCCACCGCCGCUCCCGCUGGUGGAUCUGCCCCGGCAGCAGCACCCGCAGCAGCAAGGCCGGGUCCAGGGGGUCCCGCUCGCUUCCCGGACAGACAAGCCAGCCCCCCGCUGGGACCCCCGGAGCGGGGAGGGGGCUUUGCCGCGCCCCCCGGCAGGGAGGACAGGCCGGCCUGGCAGCCCCCGGCCCCCGCACAGCCCCCGGCGGCAUCCGCGGCCCCGCAGCGGCAGCAGCAGCAGCCCCGCGAGGAAGAGGAGGAGGAUGCCAACAGCUACGACUCGGAUGAAGGCACCACACUGGGAGCUCUGGAGUUCAGCCUGCUCUACGACCAGGACAACAGCUCCCUGCACUGCACCCUCAUCAAGGCCAAGGGCUUAAAACCAAUGGAUUCCAACGGCCUGGCUGAUCCCUAUGUGAAGCUGCACCUCCUGCCUGGAGCCAGCAAGUCGAACAAGCUGAGGACGAAGACGCUGCGCAACACCCGGAACCCCGUGUGGAACGAGACCCUGGUGUACCACGGCAUCACCGACGAGGACAUGCAGAGGAAAACCCUCAGGAUCUCCGUGUGUGACGAGGACAAAUUCGGCCACAACGAAUUUAUCGGAGAAACCAGAGUUGCCUUGAAAAAACUCAAAGCCAACCAGAAAAAGAACUUCAACAUCUGCCUGGAGAGAGUAAUCCCAACAAAGCGCACCGGAACAACCGGGGCGUCCCGUGGGAUGGCUCUGUACGAAGAGGAGGUGGAUCGUGGUGGGGAUGUGGAGGAGCGUGGCAAGAUCCUGGUGUCGCUCAUGUACAGCACGCAGCAGGGCGGGCUCAUCGUGGGCAUCGUGCGCUGCGUGCACCUGGCGGCCAUGGAUGCCAAUGGAUACUCGGAUCCCUUUGUCAAGCUUUGGCUGAAACCUGACAUGGGAAAAAAGGCCAAGCACAAGACACAGAUUAAGAAGAAAACAUUGAAUCCUGAGUUUAACGAGGAGUUCUUCUAUGACAUCAAACACGCCGACCUGGCCAAGAAAUCCCUGGACAUUUCUGUCUGGGAUUACGACAUCGGAAAAUCCAAUGACUACAUCGGCGGUUGCCAGCUGGGAAUCACGGCCAAGGGCGAGCGCUUGAAACACUGGUACGAGUGUUUGAAGAACAAGGACAAGAAGAUCGAGCGCUGGCACACCCUGCAGAACGAGAACCACGUGGCCAGCGAUUAA
Sturnus vulgaris (Common starling) is the source of this 2019-nucleotide messenger RNA. NCBI's taxonomy places the organism in Eukaryota, Metazoa, Chordata, Aves, Passeriformes, Sturnidae. The record is from RefSeq and is a predicted model, not a curated record.